This is a messenger RNA of Ixodes scapularis (black-legged tick), 1671 nucleotides long. RefSeq names its product solute carrier family 22 member 6-like. The coding region runs from base 1 to 1671 and encodes 556 amino acids. Gene Ontology annotation, biological process: transmembrane transport. The transcript is spliced from 9 exons. Gene Ontology annotation, molecular function: transmembrane transporter activity. The record is from RefSeq and is a predicted model, not a curated record. Lineage: Eukaryota; Metazoa; Arthropoda; Arachnida; Ixodida; Ixodidae.
AUGGAAGUGACGGAUCUGAUCGGCGAGACCGGUACCUUCCAGAAUUUGAUGCUGGUCGUGUCCAUGUACCGGGGCGUCAUGCUUGCCAUCAACAACCUGGGAGCGUCCUUCCUCUUUCCCCCGGUGGGCCACUGGUGCUCCAGACACCCCGCCCACAUCAACAGGACCAUUCAGCAGUGGAAGGAGUUGGCCAUUCCGAGAGGCUAUUCGGGAAUGUCUGGAUACGAAUCGUGUUGGAUGUAUGCGAUGUCCGACGACGGCGCGGUCGUCAACGAGUCACUUGUGCGCUGCCAGGAGUGGGAAUACGACCACUCCGAGUUCUGGCCGUCGGGCACAGAAAAGUGGAGUUUGGUGUGCGAAGAUGCCUGGAAGAAUUCGCUGCCUCAGAGCAUGUACAUGACUGGCAUGACGGUGGGCUUUCUGCUGACGGGACGGCUAUCCGAUUUACACGGCAGAAGGCCCGUUCUUCUUUGCGGCCUUGUCAGUUACGUCAUCCUGGAGUACGCCAUGGCGUUUGUGCCGUACUUCUGGCUUUUCUGUUUCCUGCGGUUGCUCAGCGCAGCUUCCCUGGCUGCCGUCAACAGCAGCCUUACUCUGUACAUUGAGACCAUCGGCCCGGGCUACCGGAGCAGGUCCAUGAUCGCGUACGGUGUUUCCUGGGGCGUCGGCGUUGGCGUGCUGGCGGGGAUCUCUUCCGUCGUGCCUCGAUGGGACUAUCAAAUCGUCAUCUACGCCUCCAUGUACAUCGCCCCGCUGCUGCUGUGGAGGUACAUCAUCGAGUCCCCGAAGUGGCUCAUGACAGCAGGAAGGUACCAGGAGGCGGAGCGUGCCAUAUGGGACAUCGCGAGGCUCAAUGGUCGCCCGGACGUGGACCGCCGCGCCUUUUUGAAGAUGAAAGAGAUGUACGCCAAGGAGCACAAGAAAGAGAAAAAGACCAUGGGAUCCGGCGUGCUAGUCCUGUUCAAUUCUCGGACUAUGAUCAAGUUCACGCUGACUAACGUUGUGUUCCAGUUCUGCGCGGCCAUCGUGCGCUACAAUCUGGCCCUGAGCACGGAUAUGUUUCCCGUGGACGCUUACCUCAACUACACCAUCGGCGCGGCCAUCGAGGUGGUGAGCGGCUGCAGCAGCCAGCUCAUCCUGCUGUACGCCCCGCGCAAGAAGGCCACCGUCGCCUGCCUGCUCCUCACCGCAGUCUCCUACGUCCUGCUCGCCUGCGCCCACAAGGAGUCCCUCUGGGUCGAGACACUGCUGAUGCUGCUGUGCCGCCUGUGCAUCGGGAACGCAUUCAACAUCAACAUCAUCUACCUGAGCGAGAUGGUGCCUACCAGCGUCAGGGCCCUAGCCACGGGCGCCGCCCAGACGGUGUACGGCAUCGGCUGCGCCGUUCAGCCUUUCCUCAGCAAUGCUUUUGAAAACCAGACAGCGGACGCCGCCUUCCACGCGGUCAUUCUCUUCCUCGCCACGGCGGCGGUCCUGCCGUGGAUGGAGACCCGGGGUAAGCCUCUUCCAGACUUCGUCGCCGGCAUCGAAGAUCCGACGGUGGACAGUGUUUCCGAGGGUGAAGGUUCGACGUUGGACAGCGUCUCCGAAGGCGAAGGUUCGACAGCGUCGACCAAGUCCAGUGUUUCGACGAACUUGUCGGAGUCGUCGACCUGUGAGACGAGAGUCUGA